This is a messenger RNA of Amphimedon queenslandica, 893 nucleotides long. RefSeq lists its product as uncharacterized. The transcript has 2 exons. The record is from RefSeq and is a predicted model, not a curated record. NCBI's taxonomy places the organism in Eukaryota, Metazoa, Porifera, Demospongiae, Haplosclerida, Niphatidae. Bases 20 to 805 code for a protein of 261 amino acids.
UAGAUGCAAUGGUGUACAUAUGCGAGAGAGACCAAGAGCACAGGCUGGUAGUGAUGGGAAAUGUUGGUAUUGCCCAACUUGCAAAACUACAAGGUCCAUCAGGCAUGGAAGCUUUUUUAGCCAAUCCAAGAUAGCAUUACAAAAAUGGAUGAUUCUGAUGCUAUGGUGGUCAAGGGAGUACCCUGUCACGGAUGCAUCAAGAGAAGCUGAAGUGAAUCCUGACACUGCGGUAGAUGUCUAUGGAUGGUUAAGAGAUGUUUGUUCCACCAAAUUGAUCUCAGUACCUAUUGUUUUAGGAGGACCAGGCAAAGUGGUCCAAAUAGAUGAGUCCUUGUUUCGUCACAAACCUAAACAUCAUAGAGGACGAGCAACUAGACAGGAGUUGUGGGUCUUUGGGAUGGUGGACACAUCAUUCCAACCGUCACUAGGUUUCAUGCAACUGGUACCAAAUAGACAGGCAGCAACUCUAUAUCCCAUAAUUCAAGCACAUGUAGCUAAUGGUACCACAGUUUACUCCGACGAAUGGAGUGCUUAUCGGCAGGUUGCUUCUUUACCACAAGUUGCUGCCCAUCAAAUGGUUAAUCACUCAGUCAAUUUUGUAGAUCCAGCUACUGGUGUGCAUACCCAAAACAUCGAGUCUUACUGGAGUAGAGCAAAACGGAAGCUGAAAAGAAUGAAAGGAUGUCAUGCAGAGCAGUUGCCAUCAUAUCUAGAUGAAUUUAUGUGGCGUGAAAGAUAUGGUCCUAGUGCUAGAGAUGUUUGGUUCAACAUAAUGCAUCACAUAAGUGAACAGUACCCAGUGUGAGGACUUUGAUCAUUAAUUUAAUAUUAAUUGAGGACUCUGAUCAUUUAUUUAAGAAGUGUUCUAAAUUGUUUCUAGUUUCAGAACUCUA